Messenger RNA from Salarias fasciatus (jewelled blenny), 5137 nucleotides. It is a transcript of the gene cyfip2, whose product is annotated as cytoplasmic FMR1 interacting protein 2. The transcript has 30 exons. Bases 207 to 3965 code for a protein of 1252 amino acids. Gene Ontology annotation, molecular function: small GTPase binding. Gene Ontology annotation, biological process: regulation of actin filament polymerization. The record is from RefSeq and is a predicted model, not a curated record. NCBI's taxonomy places the organism in Eukaryota, Metazoa, Chordata, Actinopteri, Blenniiformes, Blenniidae.
UUCUGCUCUUUGUGUGGGGUGGAUUAGCUCUGGGUAGACACUGGGCGAAACUAGAGCAUCAAUCGGCCCAGAAGACGAGGAAAAAACGCCCAGGAAAGCCCGGAUCGCCGUCGCAGAGCGCGACCCGCUCCGCCCGCCCGACUUAUAUCGCCGGACGGACAUGCGAUUAUCAGAUUGUGGUGUUGUUUGAGUGACGCCUUGUUACCAUGACGACCCACGUGACCCUGGAAGAUGCCCUGUCCAACGUGGACCUGCUGGAGGAGCUGCCGCUCCCGGACCAGCAGCCGUGCAUCGAGCCCCCUCCCUCCUCCAUCAUGUACCAGGCUAAUUUCGACACCAACUUCGAGGACAGGAAUGCGUUUGUGACCGGCAUUGCCCGCUACAUCGAGCAGGCCACCGUCCACUCCAGCAUGAAUGAGAUGCUGGAGGAGGGACACGAGUACGCUGUGAUGCUCUACACCUGGAGAAGCUGCUCCAGAGCCAUUCCCCAGGUGAAAUGCAACGAGCAGCCCAACAGAGUGGAGAUCUACGAGAAGACCGUGGAGGUGCUGGAGCCCGAAGUCACCAAACUCAUGAAGUUCAUGUAUUUCCAGCGGAAAGCCAUCGAGCGAUUCUGCAGUGAGGUGAAGCGUCUGUGCCACGCAGAGAGGAGGAAGGACUUCGUGUCGGAGGCCUAUCUGCUCACUCUGGGCAAAUUCAUCAACAUGUUUGCAGUGCUGGACGAGCUGAAGAACAUGAAGUGCAGCGUCAAGAAUGACCACUCUGCCUACAAACGAGCUGCGCAGUUUUUGAGAAAAAUGGCCGAUCCCCAGUCAAUCCAGGAAUCCCAGAAUCUCUCCAUGUUUUUAGCCAAUCACAACAGGAUCACUCAGUGCCUGCAUCAACAGCUGGAGGUGAUCCCGGGCUACGAGGAGCUGCUGGCAGACAUCGUCAACAUCUGUGUCGACUAUUACGAGAACAAAAUGUAUCUGACCCCCAGCGAGAAACACAUGCUGCUUAAGGUUAUGGGCUUUGGCUUGUACCUGAUGGAUGGGAACGUGAGCAAUAUCUACAAACUCGAUGCCAAAAAGAGGAUUAACCUCAGCAAGAUCGACAAGUUCUUCAAACUUCAAGUGGUGCCUCUGUUCGGCGACAUGCAGAUCGAGCUGUCGCGCUACAUCGAGACGAGCGCCCACUACGAAGAAAACAAGUCCAAGUGGACGUGCACGCAGAGCAGCAUCUCGCCGCAGUACAACCUGUGCGAGCAGAUGGUGCAGAUCAGGGAGGACCACAUCCGCUUCAUCUCGGAGCUGGCGCGCUACAGCAACAGCGAGGUGGUGACGGGCUCGGGCCUGGACAGCCAGAAGUCGGACGAGGAGUACCGGGAGCUGUUCGACCUGGCCCUGCGGGGCCUGCAGCUGCUGUCCAAGUGGAGCACGCACGUCAUGGAAGUUUACUCGUGGAAGCUGGUGCACCCCACAGAUAAAUUUUGUAACAAGGACUGUCCGGGCACGGCCGAGGAGUACGAACGAGCCACGCGUUACAACUACACCAGCGAGGAGAAGUUUGCUCUCGUGGAGGUCAUCGCCAUGAUCAAAGGACUGCAGGUUCUGAUGGGCCGGAUGGAGUCGGUGUUUAACCAGGCCAUCAGGAACACCAUCUACGCCGCCCUGCAGGACUUCGCUCAGAUGACCCUGAGGGAGCCGCUGCGCCAGGCUGUACGCAAGAAGAAGAACGUUCUCAUCAGUGUUCUCCAGGCCAUCCGAAAGACGGUCUGCGACUGGGAGGGAGCGAGGGAACCUCCGAACGACCCCUGCCUGAGGGGAGAGAAGGAUCCCAAGGGGGGCUUCGACAUCAAGGUGCCUCGUCGGGCUGUCGGACCCUCCAGCACGCAGCUGUACAUGGUGCGCACCAUGCUGGAGUCGCUGAUCGCCGACAAGAGCGGAUCGAAGAAGACUCUCCGCAGCAGUCUGGACGGGCCCAUCGUGGUGGCCAUCGAAGACUUCCACAAGCAGUCCUUCUUCUUCACACACCUGCUCAACUUCAGCGAGGCCCUGCAGCAGUGCUGCGACCUUUCCCAGCUCUGGUUCAGGGAGUUCUUCCUGGAGUUGACCAUGGGCCGCCGGAUCCAGUUCCCCAUCGAGAUGUCCAUGCCCUGGAUCCUCACCGACCACAUCCUGGAGACCAAGGAGCCCUCCAUGAUGGAAUACGUGCUGUAUCCUCUAGACCUGUACAACGACAGCGGCUACUACGCGCUCACAAAGUUCAAGAAGCAGUUUCUUUAUGAUGAAAUCGAGGCGGAGGUAAACCUCUGCUUUGAUCAGUUUGUCUACAAGCUAGCAGAUCAGAUAUUUGCCUACUACAAAGCGAUGGCUGGAAGUGUCCUCCUGGAUAAACGCUUCAGAGCAGAGUGUAAAAACUACGGCGUGAUCAUCCCGUACCCGCCGUCCAACCGCUACGAGACGCUGCUGAAGCAGAGACACGUGCAGCUGCUGGGCCGCUCCAUCGACCUGAAUCGCCUCAUCACUCAGAGGAUCUCGGCAGCCAUGUACAAGUCGCUGGACCACGCCAUCAGCCGCUUCGAGAGCGAGGACCUCACCUCCAUAGUGGAGCUGGAGUGGCUGCUGGAAAUCAACAGGCUAACCCACCGACUCCUGUCCAAGCACAUGACGCUGGACAGCUUCGACGCCAUGUUCCGUGAGGCCAACCACAACGUGUCGGCCCCCUACGGACGGAUCACGCUGCACGUCUUCUGGGAGCUCAAUUUCGACUUCCUUCCCAACUACUGCUACAACGGAUCCACAAACCGCUUUGUCCGUACAGCUAUUCCCUUCACCCAGGAGCCUCAAAGAGACAAACCAGCCAAUGUGCAGCCUUACUACCUGUAUGGGUCCAAGCCUCUGAACAUCGCCUACUCCCACAUAUACAGCUCCUACAGAAACUUCGUCGGCCCGCCCCACUUCAAGACCAUCUGCCGCCUCCUUGGUUACCAAGGCAUUGCUGUGGUGAUGGAGGAGCUGCUCAAGAUUGUCAAGAGCCUGUUGCAGGGCACCAUCCUGCAGUACGUAAAAACACUGAUAGAAGUCAUGCCCAAGAUCUGCCGCCUGCCGCGCCACGAGUACGGCUCCCCAGGUAUCCUGGAGUUCUUCCAUCACCAGCUUAAGGAUAUCAUUGAAUAUGCCGAGCUGAAGACGGAUGUUUUCCAGAGUUUAAGGGAGGUGGGAAACGCCAUCCUCUUCUGUCUGCUCAUUGAGCAAGCUCUGUCCCAGGAGGAAGUGUGCGACCUGCUUCAUGCGGCUCCUUUCCAGAACAUUCUGCCCAGAGUCUACAUCAAAGAGGGAGAGCGUCUGGAGGUGAGGAUGAAGAGGCUGGAAGCGAAGUACGCCCCGCUCCACCUCGUGCCUCUGAUCGAGAGGUUGGGAACGCCACAACAAAUCGCCAUCGCCCGCGAGGGAGACCUGCUGACCAAAGAGCGCCUGUGCUGCGGCCUGUCCAUGUUCGAGGUCAUCCUCACGCGCAUCCGCAGCUUCCUGCAGGACGGCGUGUGGCGCGGGCCGCCGCCCACCAACGGCGUGAUGCACGUGGACGAGUGCAUGGAGUUCCACCGCCUGUGGAGCGCCAUGCAGUUCGUCUACUGCAUCCCCGUGGGCACGCACGAGUUCACGGCCGAGCAGUGCUUCGGCGACGGGCUGAACUGGGCCGGCUGUGCCAUCAUCGUGCUGCUGGGGCAGCAGCGCCGCUUCGACCUCUUCGACUUCUGCUACCACCUGCUCAAAGUCCAGCGGCAGGACGGCAAGGACGAGAUCAUCAAAAAUGUGCCCCUGAAGAAAAUGGCCGACCGCAUCAGGAAGUACCAGAUCCUCAACAAUGAGAUUUUUGCCAUCCUCAACAAGUACAUGAAGGCCGUGGAGACGGACAGUUCCACCGUGGAGCAUGUUCGCUGCUUCCAGCCUCCUAUACACCAAUCUCUGGCCACCACCUGUUGAAACGAAAGAUCCUUGACAUAUAGUACACACACUCAAAUAUACACACAUACACACACAUUCCCUUUAGCUGUGAUGCUAAAUUCUGCCUCUUGCUGGUCUUUGAGAGGUAUAGGUUAUGUAAUUGGCUCCACACCGGCUACAGGAAUCCAGAGACGGAUCCGCUGCUCCGUCUUUGGGUUCUUGGCAGACGUGGACCAGACCAGAGGUGGAGGUGUAUAUUCACGCCUUUUUCUUUUCAUUUUACUCUCUGUGGCUUUCACCCAGACUCAUGCAUGCCUUUUUUCUUUUUUCAUUCCUUCAGCUGCACACAUGUGCACUGGACAGCUGACUGAAAUGCCAAAAUAGAAUAAAUAUACUCUAUAUGUGAAAUUACAGCCGGGCAAAAAAACCCAAAUUUUAGAAUUCGCAACCGAGAGUGGAGACAGAAAUCAGCCUGUGGUGGGUAAAAUAUUCAGUAAUCGCUCAAGUGGAGGAUUGUUCUUGUACCAGCUCCUGAUUGUAGCAGUGCAGCUACACUUCUCCUCUAUAAAGACCCAAAUCUGUACAUUGGAUCCAUUUCGGUCUCUUCAUUCGGUGGUAUACUGAUAUUACCACGCCCAUCACACACACCUUGUCUCCAUCAUGAUGCGUUUGAUUGCUUCUUCCUCGGCCUGCCCUCAAAGGAACUGAGACAUGUUUGCAUUUCUUUUAUUUACGCUCCAGCCCUGUCUGCUUUUUUUUUUGUUUUUUGUUUUUUGCCUCCAAACUCUUUUUGGUUCAUGUGGUACCAGAUCCACUGUAAAUUUCACUGUUGAACAAAAGUGAAGUGUUGAGUGUUGUAAUUGUUCUUGUUUUUAAUGAUUAAUAUUUUUAAUUUACACAUCCUUGAUAUAUUUGCCUCAUUGUUUACUGGAUGAUUCAUCAGCUGUUUUUUUUUUUCUUUUCCUCCUCCCCUCUCUUGUCUGUCGGAAAGAUUUUUUAUAUUCUGUACAUGAAAUACAGUGAUAUUAUUUACAAAUUGGAAAAGAGGCAACUCCAUUCAAGUAAAAAAAAGUUUGCUUUUUCGAGAGUUUGGGGGAAAAAAAAGAUUAGAGAAUACCUCUAGGUUGUAUAAAGAUGGUACUGUACUAGAUGAACCAGUUUUGAGUGUGAAUAAAUGAAAAUAAACUCUGACGUACAGCAAAAAGAAAAAA